AAAACAAAAAAUUUAUUAUUCUAAUAUGGAAGGAGUAAUAUUUAAAUAAUGACAGCCCUUUUGAUCAUUUAUUCGCAUGUACCCACAGUAGCAUUCAAGUAAUGCCCUUUGAUUUCACCUAUUUCAGCUUGUGCUUUAAAAAUUGCUUCGGCUAUUGAUUUUUUAUUAUCACAAAAAAUUAUAUAAUUUUCUUUUAGAAUUUAGAAUUAAUCUCAUGGGCGGUGGGAGGAGAAAGCUCUGUGUUUCCGUCGAGGGAGAGAUUCGAACUGCAAGGGGAAAUCGAAUUCGGAGAAAGGGAACGGCGAGGGCUUGGAGGGACGGAACAGAAGGGGAACUGGGGAAGGGAUGCGUAGAAGUUAUGAUGGGAGCCGUGCUCUUUGUUCUCUUUGAGUGGGAAGAAGACUAGUGGAAUAUGUUCUCUUUGAGUGGGAAGAAGAUAAGUGGAAUCAAGUAGAAAUGUGUUUUUUGCUCUCUUUGAGUGGGAAGAAGAUAAGUGGAAUCUGUUCUCUUUGAGUGGAGAAAAUAAGUGGAAUCUGUUCUCUCUUUGAGUGGGAAGAAGAUAAGUGGAACCAAGUAGAAAUGCGCUCUUUGUUCUCUUUGAGUGGGAAGAAGCUAAGCGGAAUCUAGUUAAAAU
Messenger RNA from Rubroshorea leprosula, 634 nucleotides. NCBI's taxonomy places the organism in Eukaryota, Viridiplantae, Streptophyta, Magnoliopsida, Malvales, Dipterocarpaceae. The record is from the annotation of a GenBank genome assembly.